This is a messenger RNA of Rattus norvegicus (Norway rat), 1531 nucleotides long. RefSeq names its product ubiquitin-conjugating enzyme E2D 3 (gene Ube2d3). Gene Ontology annotation, biological process: protein ubiquitination. The transcript has 7 exons. NCBI's taxonomy places the organism in Eukaryota, Metazoa, Chordata, Mammalia, Rodentia, Muridae. Gene Ontology annotation, cellular component: plasma membrane; endosome membrane. The record is from RefSeq and is marked provisional. Gene Ontology annotation, molecular function: ubiquitin conjugating enzyme activity. The coding region runs from base 274 to 717 and encodes 147 amino acids.
CUCUGGGCGAAGCGCGGAUAUAAGUAGCUGGUGGCUCUGCCACCCCACCCUGCCCGGAUCGCGACGGUUUUCAGGGUUCUGGAAUCAGCAGGGUUCCUCUGAGGCCUUGGCGAGUGGCUGAUCUGCUCCGUUUUUGCAAAAGGCGCCUGUGUCUGGCAGAGCCGGUGUGAGAAGAAGAGAGAAUCCUUCCCCGCCGCCGGGAUAAUCAAGAGUUUUGGCCGGACCUUUGAGUACACAUCGGGAUAGUGAGAAGCCCGGCGAAAAGCACAGACUAUGGCGCUGAAACGGAUUAAUAAGGAACUUAGUGAUUUGGCCCGUGACCCUCCAGCACAAUGUUCUGCAGGUCCAGUUGGAGAUGACAUGUUUCAUUGGCAAGCCACAAUUAUGGGACCUAAUGACAGCCCAUAUCAAGGUGGUGUAUUCUUUUUGACAAUUCAUUUUCCUACAGACUACCCCUUCAAACCACCUAAGGUUGCAUUUACAACAAGAAUUUAUCAUCCAAAUAUUAACAGUAAUGGCAGCAUUUGUCUUGAUAUUCUAAGAUCACAGUGGUCUCCUGCUUUAACUAUUUCUAAAGUUCUUUUAUCCAUUUGUUCACUGCUAUGUGAUCCAAACCCAGAUGACCCCCUAGUGCCAGAGAUUGCACGGAUCUAUAAAACAGACAGAGACAAGUACAACAGAAUAUCUCGGGAAUGGACUCAGAAGUAUGCCAUGUGAUGCUACCUUAAAGUCAGAAUAACCUGCAUUAUAGCUGGAAUAAACUUUAAAUUACUGUUCCUUUUUUGAUUUUCUUAUCCGGCUGCUCCCCUAUCAGACCUCAUCUUUUUUAAUUUUAUUUUUUGUUUCCCUCCCUCCAUUCAUUCACAUGCUCAUCUGAGAAGACCUAAGUUCUUCCAGCUUUGGACAAUAACUGCUUUUAGAAACUGUAAAGUAGUUACAAGAGAACAGUUGCCCAAGAUUCAGAAAUUUUUUUAAAACUGGAGCAUGUGUAUUAUGUGGCCAAUGUCUUCACUCUAACUUGGUUAUGAGACUAAACCAAUCCUCACUGCUCUAACAUGCUGAAGAAGCCAUCUGAGGGGGAGGGGGAUGGAUGCUGAGCUGUCACAUCAAAGGAAACAGCAUUAUUCCAGCAGCAUCCAUUCUUGUCUAAACCUUCCACUGUUAGAGAUUUGAGGUUACAUGAUAUACUUUAUGCUCAUAACUGAUGUGGCUGGAGAAUUGGUAUUGAAUUAUAGCAUCAGCAGAACAGAAAAUGUGAUGUAUUUUAUGCAUGUCAAUAAAGGAAUGACCUGUUCUUGUUCUACAGAGAAUGGAAAUUGGAAGUCAAACACCCUUUGUAUUCCAAAAUAGGGUCUCAAAACAUUUUGUAAUUUUCAUUUAAAUUGUUAGGCUUGGAGCUAUUAGUUAAUCUAUCUUCCAAUACUGUUUAAUAUAGCACUGAAUAAAUGAUGCGAGUUGUCAAUGGAUGAGUGAUCAACUAAUAGCUCUCCUAGUAAUUGAUUUAUUUUUCUUCAAUAAAGUUGCAUAAACC